This is a messenger RNA of Sarcophilus harrisii (Tasmanian devil), 2486 nucleotides long. RefSeq names its product transducin-like enhancer protein 1. Gene Ontology annotation, molecular function: transcription corepressor activity; protein binding. The transcript is spliced from 17 exons. Lineage: Eukaryota; Metazoa; Chordata; Mammalia; Dasyuromorphia; Dasyuridae. The coding region runs from base 418 to 2289 and encodes 623 amino acids. The record is from RefSeq and is a predicted model, not a curated record. Gene Ontology annotation, cellular component: nucleus; transcription regulator complex. Gene Ontology annotation, biological process: regulation of DNA-templated transcription; negative regulation of canonical Wnt signaling pathway.
GGGGCGGGGAGGCCGAGACGAGGUUGGGGCCGGACCGGGCCCGGGCGGAGCCGAGUGGGGCCGAGCAGCGCAGGCCAGCUCGGGGGCCUCCAGGCACUCCUGGCCUCGGCCUUCGCCUUCUCCCCUCCCCUUCCUCCGUGGGCGCCAAGCUAAGCGGGCCUGGCCGGACCGGACCCUGCUGGGCUGCGCUGGGGCCGCCGAACCCCCUCCUUCCUGCCCCCGACGUCCCUCCUCCCCCCUCGUGCCCUAGCCUGCCCGCCCGGUGCAGCCGGCUGCCUUUCAGAACCCGCUGGCAGCAGCCUUGGCGGUUUCGAGCUGGAGCCUGUCCGAGGGCCUGGGCAGAGGGCCAGAGAUUAGAUCUAGUAGCCAGAGAGGUGGCUGGUGGAUAAGGCGGAGGGCUGCUCCCUCUGGCUGAAGAUGUUUCCCCAGAACAGGCCGCCUUUGAGCCACCUCCAAGCCCCCCCAGUGGCCUCGGCGGCGGCCGUGCUCGUGACCACCAAUGCUUCGGCCACUACUCCUCAGACCCUGAAACUCACCUACCCGGAGACCUUGGAUCGGAUCAAGGAAGAGUUCCAGUUCCUUCAGAGUCAGUACCACAGCUUGAAGGUGGAGUGCGAGAAGCUGGCGUCCGAGAAGACUGAGAUUCACAGGCACUAUGUCAUGUACUACGAGAUGUCCUAUGGCCUCAACAUCGAAAUGCACAAACAGACAGAGAUCGCCAAACGGCUGAACGUGAUCUGUGCUCAGCUCAUCCCCUUCCUCUCCCAGGAGCACCAGCAGCAGGUGGUCCAGGCAGUGGAGAGAGCCAAGCAGGUGACCAUGGCAGAGCUGAACGCUGCCAUCGGGGUAGGUAGAUCCUUGCCUGGGGAGGAGGACCUGACCCCGGUGGAGAAGGCCGGGACCCCAGGCUUGAAGUCCAGCACGCCCACGUCCCAGGGAGACGGGCUGGGGCCCGGAGGCAGCAGCAGCAGCAGUGGAGGCAGCGUUGGGCCACAGCCCUUCCGGCCUGGGCUGGGCAAGGCGGCCGUGGACUCUCUGGCCCUGAGCCUCAGGAGCCCCCUGGCUGUGGCUGGUUCCUACACGGGCCCCUUCGGGAUGGGAAUGGUGCACUCGGCCGUGAAUGGAGACCUGGCCACCCCCGGGGCCUACACAGGGCUCCAUCUGGCGUCUUCACAACUCAAUGGGGCCAGCGGCAUGGGAGGGACAUCCGGCUACGGCCGCCCAGCCCUGGUCAGCUACGAUCCUCACUCCCACAUGCGGGUCUCCAGUCUCUCUGCUAACCUGCCCGGCAGCACCUCAGGGAAACCGGCGUACUCCUUCCACGUGUCUGCUGACGGGCAGAUGCAGCCGGUGCCCUUCCCUUCCGACGCCCUCCUGGGCACGGGCAUCCCCAGGCACGCCCGGCAGCUGCACACCCUCACCCACGGCGAAGUCGUCUGCGCCGUCACCAUCAGCAACUCCACCCAGCACGUCUACACGGGGGGCAAGGGCUGCGUGAAGGUCUGGGACGUGGCGCAGCCGGGCACCAAGACCCCCGUGGCCCAGCUGGACUGCCUGAACCGGGACAACUACAUCCGCUCCUGCAAACUGCUGCCGGACGGACGGAGCCUGAUCGUGGGCGGGGAGGCCAGCACCCUCUCCAUCUGGGACCUGGCCGCCCCCACCCCCCGCAUCAAGGCCGAGCUCACCUCCUCGGCGCCCGCCUGCUACGCCCUGGCCAUCAGCCCCGACGCCAAGGUCUGCUUCUCCUGCUGCAGCGACGGCAACAUCGUGGUCUGGGACCUGCAGAACCAGGCCAUGGUCAGGCAGUUCCAAGGCCACACAGACGGGGCCAGCUGCAUUGACAUCUCUAAUGAUGGGGCCCGGCUGUGGACGGGGGGCCUGGACAACACAGUUCGCUGUUGGGACCUCCGUGAGGGCCGGCAGCUGCAGCAGCACGACUUUAGCUCCCAGAUUUUCUCCUUGGGCCACUGCCCCACGGGUGACUGGCUGGCCGUGGGCAUGGAGAGCAGCACCGUGGAGAUCCUGCACGUCAGCAAACCGGACAAGUACCAGCUGCACCUGCACGAGAGCUGCGUCCUCUCCCUCAAGUUUGCCUCAUGUGGGAGGUGGUUUGUGAGCACUGGCAAGGACAACCUGCUCAAUGCCUGGAGGACCCCGUACGGAGCCAGCAUCUUCCAGUCAAAAGAGUCCUCCUCCGUCCUGAGCUGUGACAUCUCCACGGACGACCAGUUCAUCGUCACCGGCUCGGGGGAUAAGAAGGCCACGGUCUACGAAGUCAUCUACUAAGAGGGGCCCCCCGCGGCCAGCCAGCGACGUCCCAAAGAAUCCCGGGCCCGGGGAGCCCCACCCCCGCACGGGCCCUGUCGACAUUUCGUGUGUUCUUCGGUGUUUAUUUUUCUACUUCACGGGUUCUGUUUUUUGGCGGGAGGGUUUGUAGGCCCCCAGCUUUAGGUUGUAUUUAAUAAAAUGCCAGAGGCACCUGU